Calliphora vicina (urban bluebottle blowfly) is the source of this 3812-nucleotide messenger RNA. RefSeq names its product RNA polymerase II-associated protein 1. Bases 54 to 3716 code for a protein of 1220 amino acids. The record is from RefSeq and is a predicted model, not a curated record. Lineage: Eukaryota; Metazoa; Arthropoda; Insecta; Diptera; Calliphoridae. Gene Ontology annotation, biological process: transcription by RNA polymerase II. The transcript has 14 exons.
AGAUAAACUAUUUUUUUAAUUAUACAAAAAAAUUAUACAUUUCUUGAGUCAAAAUGAUGAAUAGACCGAAACCAAGUGAAACGGAAGAGGACAUUUUGCUUUUACAGCAAAAAUUUCUAUCGGAAAAGGCAAAAAAUCCCAAAAUUCAGCCGGCGGCACAAAUUGUGAAAAUUGAAAAACAACCUAAGAAAUCUCUAUUUGCCCAAUUGCGACAACAAAAGCAGCAAUCUGUGCCUGAGACGGUUAACAAGGAAGAAUCAGAAAAAAACAAAAUAAUCUAUGAUGAAAUUCAUCACAAAAUUGUGGGUGACCAAAAUGAGAACAAAUCAGUAACCGAUAUUAUAAUGGGUGAUAUUGUUGAGAAUAAUGUACAACAACCCAAACCAUUUAUGGCUACAGAAGUCAGAAAUGCAACUGCUUUUCCCAAAAUUCAAAAGAUUAAUCUGAAUGCUUUGGCAAGUCGACCUACGAAUGGCAAAAGUUUAUUUGGUCAACUUAUGGAAGAAAAAUGCAAACAUCAAGGUGAAUCAAUGGAAUGUGAAGAACCUGCGACAGUUCAGAAAAACAAAAAUCUAACUGCUUUGUAUGGUGAGAAAAGUGUUAUAGUCGAAGAUUCUAAAACUGCAGCAGAAGUCCACAAAGAGAACUUAAAUGUUUUGUGCCAAUUGAAGGAGGAAGAAAUAUUGGCAGAGCGUAAAAAAAUAUUAGAAUCUAUAGAUCCUGCCUUAGUAGCUUUAUUGGCCAAUAAAAGAAAAGAAAAAACGCAAGCAAAACUAAAAAUCUCUCCAACUUCAAAUAAAUCAGAAGCUAUGGAUACUUCCAGCAAUAACAUUAAAAUCGAAGAGAAUCCAUUAAACGAUUUACCAUCUUCAAAUCCAGCAGUUGAUCUAAUAGAACGCUCAUCAGCCGAACAAUGGAUACACUUUGAUGUUGUGGAAAAAGACAAACUUGAAUGGAUGCGUGAUAUACCAAUGCAAGCUAGUAAAUUGAAGGAGGGAGAAAAAUUUGAAGCUCGCUUCGAUUGGAAAGGUGUGCUAUUACCCUAUUCAUUGGCAGAUGUUAAGAGCACAACUGAAAAUGAAACAGAUGAUCGAGAACUUUAUUUGCAUGGCGAUGAACCUCAUCGUCCAGGUUAUACUUUGCAAGAACUAUUUCGUUUAGCUCGUUCGAAUGUUAUGCAGCAACGAGUGACAGCAUUCAAUGCUAUUGCUGGCAUUUUAAAUAUUUAUCAGCAGGGCUUCUACGACCAAGUCUUGGAUUUGCCCAUAACAAAGAUAUUCUUUUUAUUAAGAUUUGGUUUUGAUGACAACACACCAGCUAUGCUGGAGGUAGUGGGGAAGGCUUUAGCUUAUUUAUUUUAUAAUGAAACAGACGAGACUCUACUUGAUUUUACUUAUGAAAAUCCCGGUUGUCAUUGGCAACCUUGUCUGGAAGUCUUAAAUGCAAACAUUGACUCUGAAGAUCCUGAUUCCAUAGACAAUUUGCAAAAACAUUUGCAACAGUUACAAGUGAAUUUAAAGGGAGCAACUAUCAAGGCCAAUGUAGAGGAAAAUGAAGAAGAAAGUAAAACCACAAUGAGUGAUUUUCAGCUGGCUGAAACCGAUCUAAUUGAUUGCUUUUUAAGAACAAAUAUCUUACAAAGAAUCUAUUUCAUAUUGAACUGUGUAAAGCCGGAUAAUAGUACAGUGUCAUCUUGUUUGAAAAUUUUAAUACGUUUGGCUCGUAAUGGCAAAGAGGUGGCCUUGCAAAUUAUCAACAAUGAUGGUUUAAUAAAUUGUUUGUUUGAGAAUUUCCUGCCACGUUUGGAAAAAGUUGACACAUCUCUUGAAACACCACCUUUUUAUCACUAUCCUCAGUAUUUGUGUUUGAAAUUAUUGCGCAUUUUAGUGUCAUGUAAUUUAGGUAUUGCUGUUAAAUUGCUUAAUUUCAAUUUAAUAGAUAGUUUGGAAAAUUAUCUCUUUAAUAGAGAGGAUAUUAAGGGCAAACUUAUCAAAGUUCAAAUUGAAUCAUUGCGUAUUUUAAGAUGUUUAUUUUUAUUGCGGGUAGAAAAUAAUACACUUUACAGAAAAUUUUUAUCCGCCUUUCGCUAUAUGCUAGACUGGCACUAUAAUCAUGUCAUUUAUGAAGAGGGCGGACCAUUUUUGAUACGACAACACGCAGCUUCACUACUAACAACGAUAAGCAGUAUUAACAGUCCGGUGGGUUCCGAAGUAACGGCACUGUUGGGUGACAUAUUGCAUGAUUGUUGUUGCAAUUGGUUUUAUAAGGCCAUGCGUAAUGGUGUGAAAGAGUUUUCACAAGCGACUUUAUUGAGUUCGUGUUUGAAUUGUGUUACAUGGUAUGUUCGUCAUACUGAUACAGCGCGCUUUCAAAACUUCAUAAAAAAGUACCUGGAUGAGUUUAUAAAAUCGGAAAGUUUUCUUAAGUUUUUAAUAACCAUAAGUCCAUCUUCAAUAGUCAUACGAGACUCUGUGGAUCGUCGAACAGUGCAUAAUCCCCUGCCAAAUGUAGGCUCUGUCAUAAUGAAUGCCCAUGGACCCCAAUUGGUUAUAGCUCAAACAUAUCCAAUCUACUUCAUAACAGCACUCUGGCGUCUAAUGGAAUUACUUUUAGAGCGAAAUGAAAAACAUUUAUUUGAAAUACUACUUAAACCCGACAUACUCGAGCCCUUAGUAAGCUUUUUACGUUCACUGUCGACACGCUGUAAUCGCUAUUUGGCUACGAAUUUCUAUGCCAAAAUGGAAAUGAAACUAAUUUUUAAACUAUUAUGUUUCGAAGGAUUCCAUACGUAUUUCAAUAGCUCGGAAAUGUUGCAAAUUGUUUACAAUUAUCUUUGCUGUUUAACAGCCGAACAAAUACCAGAAAUUGAAGAACUCUUCGAAAGGGUAAUAUUCAAUACUCGCUACAUACAAGUGGAGGCAGAGACUUUAAAUAAAUGGCGUAAAACCUGCUUGGAAUUAGUAUAUCCUCAUUAUAUUGUGGUGUCACCCAGCGAAUUGCCAUUAAUGCUGCCAUUUAGUCAAAUUCCUUUGCUGCCUUCAGAUUGGCCUUAUUUUCAACUGAAAGUUAUUUUACAGAAUUAUGUGGAAAACAUACAACAUAACAGCUCUCUUGAAUUCUCCGAACGUGAAAUAUUGGAAAUGACUUUGAAUUUUGUAACACAAUUGGAAAAGUCUAAUGAUAAAUUACAAAUUGCCACACCAACGGAGAAAUUAAUGUACUUGAUGAUAGCAUUCAUGGGACCGGAUUCACAAUUUCUGGACAGGGACAUGCACGAAUUAUUACGCCAACACUUAAUGGAAUUUUACGCACAAUCUCAGAAUGUAAUGUUUCAAUUUGAUGAGAUUUAUCAAGGCAAGUGCAGGUUUGAAAAUUUAUACGCCUUGUUUGUGGAUCAUUUUCAAGCAGCCAGCUAUGGCAAUGAAUUGUUUAGUUCCUUGGUACUGAUACCUUUAGCACAGAAAUACAAUAAUAAAUGGCGUAGACGUGUUUGGUCUGAUUAUGCUUCUGCUUUACGUUUUCUCGACUGUAAUGAAAAUAUGUUGAUUGGCGGCCUCGAGGCAUAUUUACAGCCUGCCGAGGAGGAAGAGUCACUGAUAAGAGACUACAAUAAUGCUUUGAAUGGCAAUUUACUUCGUGCAAAUACUUUACCACAUAAAAUUGCUACACAUCAUGUGGAGAAAUUUAAAGAAAGCCAACAUUUUAAAACCAAGUAAAUUUAGACAUAAUAACAAUAAAAAAAAACCUAAACACUAAAAUACAAAAGAAGUCUAAAAUGUAAGUAACAAACAUUUUUGCUAAUUAUACUUAUA